Molecule: messenger RNA, 1280 nt
Organism: Cololabis saira (Pacific saury)
Lineage: Eukaryota; Metazoa; Chordata; Actinopteri; Beloniformes; Belonidae
Gene: dimt1l
Product: DIM1 dimethyladenosine transferase 1-like (S. cerevisiae)
Exons: 12
Coding region: 101-1021 (306 amino acids)
Biological process (GO): rRNA methylation
Cellular component (GO): mitochondrial matrix
Molecular function (GO): rRNA (adenine-N6,N6-)-dimethyltransferase activity
Source: RefSeq, a predicted model, not a curated record
UGAGGGAGAAAGAAAACACGUGUUUACAAGACUAGUCACUAAAAAAUUGGAACUUGUUUAAAUUUUGAGUCCCUAGCUAUUUAACUAAAGUAAAGGGAAAAUGCCAAAAGUCAGGGCAGAGAAGAAAAGUCGGCAGCACCAGGAGGUUAAAAACCAAGGCAUCAUGUUCAACACUGGCAUUGGUCAGCACAUCCUGAAGAAUCCUCUGAUCGUCAAUGGAAUAAUUGAAAAGGCUGCUUUGAGGCCGACGGACGUGGUUCUGGAGGUUGGACCCGGUACCGGUAACAUGACAGUGAAACUACUGGAAAAAGCAAAGAAGGUGGUGGCCUGUGAGUUGGACGGCAGGUUGGUGGCUGAGCUUCAGAAAAGAGUUCAGUGCACACCUUUGCAGAGCAAACUUCAGAUAUUAGUUGGAGAUGUAUUAAAAACAGAUCUGCCUUUUUUUGACGCCUGUGUGGCUAACUUACCUUACCAGAUUUCUUCCCCAUUUGUCUUCAAGCUGCUGCUGCACAGACCUUUCUUCAGAUGUGCUGUCCUGAUGUUCCAGAGAGAGUUCGCCAUGCGACUGGUUGCUAAACCUGGAGACAAACUCUACUGCAGGCUGUCCAUCAACACACAGCUGCUGGCUCGCGUAGACCACCUCAUGAAGGUUGGGAAAAACAACUUCCGUCCUCCUCCUAAAGUGGAGUCCAGCGUUGUCAGGAUAGAGCCGAAAAAUCCUCCUCCUCCGGUUAAUUUCCAGGAGUGGGACGGUCUAGUCAGAAUAGCCUUCGUACGGAAAAACAAAACCCUCAACGCAUCCUUCAAGUCUGCUGCAGUGGAGCAACUGCUGGAAAAGAAUUACAGGAUUCACUGCUCUCUUCACAACGUGGACGUCCCAGCGGACUUCAGCAUCACCAAGAAGAUCGAGAGUGUCCUGCAGGAGGCUGAUUUCAGUGAGAAGAGGGCGAGGUCCAUGGAUAUUGAUGAUUUCAUGGUGUUGCUGCAUGCAUUCAACGCUGCAGGGAUACACUUUUCAUGAGUGGCAGAGGGAGUGGAGGAGACCCAGCUUUGUGUCCUCUUACCUCAUCUAGAAGUCAGCUUAGAGGAGCUGAAUUUACAGUAAUGAAAUGUUCAGAUGUAUUUAAAAAGAAAAAGGAAGAAGAAGAAGCUCAUAUUGAGUGCUUUGUAACCUUGUGUACAGUGGAAAUGAUCGACCUCUAGCAGAAUAACACUUAUUGUAAUCUACAGUGUUCAUUAAACAUAAUCUUUGAAAAUAAAAUGCAAAAGCCUUUUCUCUC